Messenger RNA from Scylla paramamosain (green mud crab), 2121 nucleotides. RefSeq lists its product as uncharacterized. Lineage: Eukaryota; Metazoa; Arthropoda; Malacostraca; Decapoda; Portunidae. The coding region runs from base 771 to 1748 and encodes 325 amino acids. The transcript is spliced from 9 exons. The record is from RefSeq and is a predicted model, not a curated record.
GGCAGCGUGUGUAAUCCGAGGCCAGUAGGGACCGAGUGACGGAGGCGGCAGGAUGUGUGUGGCUGCCUCGCCGCCACCCUGAUCUAACAGAGACCCUCGCAUCGCGUGUGUGCCAGACAGUUUGAGUCAUCAGAUGUUGCUCGACGCCCUACUUGGCCAGAUCACCUCCUGUCACAAUGACUGAAGUGGAACUGUGAUUCUGCGUCCUGUCAGUGUUUGAGAUGGGACAGAAUUAAAUUGAGAUGAAAACUCGUGACAUCUUAACAAAAGACACGUGACGCACGGAUGAGAAAACCAGUGACACGAAAACUGCAUGAAAACAAGUAGUGAAUGAAAGCCUGCCGGAGUGAAUAGUGAAGGAAGGCGUCCUGGCGAAGCACGACGGGCGGUGGUGGUGCGUCACCUCGUGGUGGUCGUGUUGGGGGUUUCCGCGCCGAGCUGCGUAUCAGGGAACGGACGUGCUACGGCGGGAGGGCUGCAGGUGUGGGUGGUGAGGCGGGAACACAGGCAAGUGGUGUCGCAGCAAGCAUUGGUGCCGCGCGGGAUGGCGCCGUGAAGCAGGAUGAAGAGGAAGUGGUGAAGAUCUAAUGCCGCCAAAGAUAGGAUGGCGGUCUUGUUAGCGAGACGGAUGUUUGUUGUGACGGCCAUCACGACUCUCAUACCAGAACCUCGCGUGUCAGUGUGUCGACAGCCCGCCUCUCUCGCCUGUGCCAAGACUGCCACCCUACGUUCCUCUCUCAGGCGCCAGUCCACCACAAGCCGCGUCUCCUAUGUCAGUGAGCGGCGCGGGAGGGACUGAGGCACCCACUAGACAGAAAGUAAAAACCAUGCUGGUGGGCGCCUGCAACAAGGAGAACAGGGCGGUGGGCGUGUGUCUCCACGUGUACCUGGAGCGGGACUUCCUCACGCUGGAGGGAAUAGUGUACCCAAAACGUGCCCAGUGGAACAUGAUGGGCAAUUACUACCCGAGGCCCGGUGCUCUGACACAACCACUGCCGCCGCUGCCAGACCUUGACGCCAACACCACGUCCAGCCGCCUGAGGGAAAACACACGGCGGCAGCGGGGAGUGGGGAUGCGUGGUCGCCAUCAACACAAAUUGCCUCUUGUGGGAGAGACUAAAGGCAGAGGGAAGCGCAGUGCUCCUGGGAACUACGCCGUGACGUCAGACGCGUACGGCACUCACGGCUGGGUGGAGGGACCCGAACUGGAGGACUACUGCAGCCGCCUCGGGACGGUGAUCACCUGCUUUGAGGAAGUUCUAAUAGACUGUGACAACGGAUACGACUUCUUCAGGUACCGUCACCUGCUACACUCCCUGAGCCACGUGCACCACUACCUGUGCCACACACCUGAGGACCGCUCCUCCAAGUUCCUACCGUUCCUGAAGCUGAUUGACUGUGCUGAGAAGACCCGCGAAAAGAUGACCUCGUGUCACCGGCCAAACAUCACUCUCAACGUGUGGAACCAAAUACUGAGGGCCGAAGUCGGCCCGGAGAUCUGCGACUCUCUCAACACCCAGCGAGCGUGUCUGCUGGACAACAACUAUCUGAGGGACGAGUGUGGCACAGAGAGGGAGGAACUCUACAGGAACGUCUCGGGGCUCUUCCUGGGAAUUUGGUGCCGUCUGCCACUUUACCAGCGCUUCUACUCAUCGGGCACCACUAGUCAUCACCACUACCCUUCCCUCUACCUCACUCUUGUCCUCGUAUUCCUCCUGCACCAGAUGAGACUUCCCAGCUCGUGGUGACCUAGGCUACCCUUAUUGUCUGUGAUUUCCCUCGCAUUCUCCAAGUGUUGUCGGUUCGUUAUCUGAAAAACUAUGGAACUGAGGUGAUGAACUUAGCGUGUUACAAAAUGUACUGGUGCUAUCUUGGUUCCAAUUCCACUGCGUAAGACUGAAGAGUCGGUGAACACGGAGAAAAGAAAAAGACAUAUAUUGCCAAAACCUUGAUGCAAAUAUCUCGUUUGUUCGUAUUUGUUAUGUUACUCUUGAGUGUGAUACCGUGAUUUUUAUUGUUAAUGUGCGGCCAGUUUGCUUAAUCUCUCUCUCUCUCUCUCUCUCUCUCUCUCUCUCUCUCUCUCUCUCUCUCUCUCUCUCUCUCUCUCUCUCUCUCUCUAAA